AUGACUGUGGCCGACGGCGUGCAAAAGAAACCGGCGGCGCUGCGGGAGGCGCUGUUCAUGUGGGAGAUUGUGGCCUCCUUCAGUGAUCCCCGGAUGGUGUGUGUGCUGGAGCGCCUUUGCCGUGACGUCCACGAGGCCCUGACGCUAAGCUCCACCGGCACCCACCUCCUGCAGCGCUACUGGAACGCGCAGUACCACAAACUCCUGUGGGAGGAGAGUCGCGUUGACCCCGCCCGGCGGACGCUUGACUUUGCCCUUACCCGCAGCGAGGGGCGGCGGAGUUGGAAGAAGAUGUACCGAGAGGAGUACCCGCUGUACGUGGCGCGGACGUUUCAGGGGAAGGGGGCCAACAACAACGCCCUCAACGCGGCGAAGGUGCUCUUCAAGGUGGAGUCCAUGAACGAAUUCCUGUCGGGGGAGGAACUUGCACAGCUGGAGCUCACCCCGCAGGAGGCGCUGGCGCGCCGGGUGGCGCGGAACCUGCUGAGCCUGGAGGGCGAGGAGGCUUCUGGUGGCGCUCUCGCGCCCCGCAACGGCGGCAGCGGCGCGCCGUGGCAAAACGACGGAACGGGGCGAAAGGGGCCGCCGCGCCAUUCGGCGGACAAGAAGGGCGGGCGAAAGGGAGUUCGCGGUGCACGAGCCGAGGCGACGAAGGACCCCGCUUUGGGGCUUUCGCGCGAUGACUACAACAACGACCGGCGCCUCGGCAAACACAGGGACAAGCACAAGAAGGGCGGGAUGGGGCGUUGGGACGCCUUCGCUAGCGGCGAGGUGGAGGACAAUUAG
Trypanosoma conorhini is the source of this 786-nucleotide messenger RNA. RefSeq lists its product as uncharacterized. The transcript has a single exon. The record is from RefSeq and is a predicted model, not a curated record. Lineage: Eukaryota; Euglenozoa; Kinetoplastea; Trypanosomatida; Trypanosomatidae. The coding region runs from base 1 to 786 and encodes 261 amino acids.